GAUUUGAAUCGAUUAACUCCAGCGAAUCUCGCUUCGCUUCGAUGGGAAAACCCGUUGACCGAUCCGAUUCUUGAAAAAGAACGUAUUGAACGUUACAAGGAACUUCGCCGGCAACGAUAUACCGAUGCUCGACAACAAGCUCUGCAACUACUUAUCGAACAAAUGCAAACGACAACAACGAAUGAGACACUGAAUACUACGAUUUCUGAACAAUAUUUGCUUUUUCUCUUUUUUAUACAAUAA
Molecule: messenger RNA, 243 nt
Organism: Adineta ricciae
Lineage: Eukaryota; Metazoa; Rotifera; Eurotatoria; Adinetida; Adinetidae
Source: the annotation of a GenBank genome assembly